Molecule: messenger RNA, 6770 nt
Organism: Glycine soja
Lineage: Eukaryota; Viridiplantae; Streptophyta; Magnoliopsida; Fabales; Fabaceae
Product: zinc finger CCCH domain-containing protein 19-like
Exons: 18
Coding region: 167-6610 (2147 amino acids)
Cellular component (GO): Cdc73/Paf1 complex
Molecular function (GO): DNA binding; RNA polymerase II C-terminal domain phosphoserine binding; metal ion binding
Source: RefSeq, a predicted model, not a curated record
UAAAAAAAAAAUAGAAAGGAAGGGAAAAUCGUAAUAUUUUGUCCUUUUUUUAUUUUAUAGAAACAAUUGGUGUGAAAGUAGCAGCAUAUUAGCGGUGCGUGAUUGAUUCUGUAGCGACAACCGAGGAAGCCUCUACCCAAGUUCAUUCCGUUGACCUUUUUUUCUAAUGAUGGCGGAAUCGGGCGAGGAAGAGAUAGUUGGUAAACCUGUCCAAGAGCUGCUGUUGAAUCCCGAAAAUCUACCAAAAAAUUACAUCUACGAGGAAGGUGGUGCUGGAUUUCGUGAUGCUCUUGUGCCAUCACAGGAUGAUGAUAUUCCGGUGAUCGACCUUCAUCGCCUUUCAUCUUCAUCCAUCUCACAACAAGAGCUUGCUAAACUCCACCAUGCACUCCAUUCAUGGGGCUGCUUCCAGGCAAUAAACCAUGGAAUGAAAAGCUCAUUUCUGGACAAGGUGAGAGAAGUUUCAAAGCAAUUCUUUCAACUUCCAAAAGAAGAAAAGCAAAAAUGUGCAAGGGAAAGGGAACCAAACAAUAUUGAAGGGUAUGGCAAUGAUGUAAUAUAUUCAAAAAACCAAAGGCUUGACUGGACUGACAGAGUUUACCUAAAGGUGUUGCCUGAAGAUGAGAGGAAGUUCAAUUUUUGGCCCCAAACCCCUAAUGAUUUCAGGAGUACUGUCCUACAGUAUACCGAAAGCCUAAGGCUGCUAAGUGAAGUAAUCCUUAAAGCCAUGGCAAAGUCACUGAACUUGGAAGAGGAUUGCUUCCUAAACGAAUGUGGAGAGAGAUCUAAUAUGAUUGUGAGGGUCAACUACUACCCUCCAUGUCCAAUGCCUGAUCAUGUUCUUGGCGUGAAGCCACAUGCAGAUGGAUCCACCAUAACUUUUCUGUUGCAAGACAAAGAAGUAGAAGGCCUCCAAGUCCUCAAAGAUGAUCAGUGGUUUAAAGUUCCAAUAAUCCCUGAUGCUCUCCUGAUUAAUGUCGGUGACCAAAUAGAGAUAAUGAGCAAUGGAAUCUUCCGGAGCCCAGUACAUAGGGUAGUGAUAAAUAAAGCGAAGGAAAGGCUCACAGUAGCAAUGUUCUGCGUCCCGGAUUCAGAAAAAGAGAUUAAACCAGUGGAUAAGCUAGUCAACGAGUCAAGGCCAGUGUUAUACAGACCGGUGAAAAAUUAUGUUGAAAUCUAUUUCCAGUAUUACCAGCAAGGAAAAAGACCAAUCGAAGCUUCAAAAAUUAAAUCAAGUGAGGUAGAGAUAGUGGGUAAACCUGUCCAAGAUUUGGUUUUGAAUUCUGAAAAUCUGCCAAAAACUUAUAUCUACGAGGAAGGUGGUGCCGGAUUUCGAGAUGCUCUUGUGCCAUCACAGGAUGAGAAUAUUCCAGUGAUCGACCUUCAUCGCCUCUCAUCUCCAUCUACUGCACUACAAGAGCUUGCUAAACUCCAUCAUGCUCUCCAUUCAUGGGGCUGCUUUCAGGCAAUAAACCAUGGGCUGAAAAGCUCAUUUUUGGACAAGGUGAGAGAAGUUUCAAAGCAAUUCUUUCAUCUUCCAAAGGAAGAAAAGCAAAAAUGGGCAAGGGAACCAAACAAUAUUGAAGGAUAUGGCAAUGAUAUAAUAUAUUCAGAAAAUCAAAGGCUUGACUGGACUGACAGAGUUUACCUAAAGGUGCUUCCUGAAGAUGAGAGGAAGUUCAAAUUUUGGCCCCAAAACCCCUAUGAUUUCAGGAGUAUUGUCCUACAGUAUACCGAAAGCAUGCGACUGCUAAGUGAAGUAAUUAUUAAGGCCAUGGCAAAGUCACUGAACUUGGAAGAGGAUUGCUUCCUAAAUGAAUGUGGAGAAAGAGCUGAUAUGUUUCUGAGAUUCAACUACUACCCUCCAUGUCCAAUGCCUGAUCAUGUUCUCGGUUUGAAGCCACAUGCAGAUGGAUCCACCAUAACUUUUCUGUUGCAAGACAAAGAAGUAGAAGGCCUCCAAGUCCUCAAAGAUGAUCAGUGGUUUAAAGUUCCAAUCAUCCCUGAUGCUCUCGUCAUUAAUGUUGGUGAUCAAAUAGAGAUAAUGAGCAAUGGAAUUUUUCGGAGCCCAAUACACAGGGCAGUGAUAAAUUCAGAAAAGGAAAGGCUCACAGUGGCAAUGUUCUGCCUCACGGAUUCAGAGAAAGAGAUUAAACCGGUGGAGAAGCUAGUGAACGAGUCAAGGCCAACGUUAUACAGACCGCUCAAUCCCUAUUCCAUGGACGUCCAAGACAAGGAAGCUCCACUCCAACAACACUCUGAUUCGCAAUGCCACACCGACCUGCCAAAUCUCCCCUACGCCGCCGCCGGACACCUUGAAGAGGCCGUGGCGGUGUCCGACGAGGGCGCCGAAACGCUAGUGACUGACGUAGCGGGUGACGAGAUGAUUGAGGAGAAGGGGAGUGAAGGAAUUGAUGUGGAUGACGUGGCUUUGGAGACGGUGAAGGUGGAAGAGGAACCGAAUUUGGCAAUUGAUGCGGAAGACGACGAAAUUGGGGACGGAAACACAAACGAAGACGCUUUGAUGGAAGAAGAGCAACAUCAACAAGGAGAGGAGGAGGAGGAGGAAGAGCAGCAACAAGGAGAGGGGGAGGAAGAAGAAGAACAACAAGUAGACGAGGAGGAAGAAGGAGAACAGCAACAAGUAGAUGAGGAGGAAGAAGGAGGACAGCAACAAGGAGACGAGGAGGAAGAAGGAGGACAGCAACAAGGAGACGAGGAAGAAGAAGAAGAGCGACAAGGAGAAGAAGAAGAUGGUGAUGGUGGAAUGGCAAUGGCAGAAGACACAGAGGAGAAGAGUGCUGCUGUGAGUGGUGGGAAGAGGAGGCGUGGGGCUGGGAAGAAUGCUAAGGCUACAGGGAGAGUUGCAUCCAGGAAAAAGAUGGAGGAGGACGUUUGUUUCAUUUGCUUCGAUGGGGGUGACCUUGUGCUUUGUGACCGCAGGGGAUGCCCCAAGGCUUACCAUCCUUCCUGCGUUAAUCGUGACGAGGCCUUCUUUCGAGCUAAGGGGAAGUGGAAUUGUGGUUGGCAUCUUUGCAGCAACUGUGAGAGGAAUGCAUCCUAUAUGUGCUAUACAUGUACAUUUUCUUUGUGCAAGGGAUGCAUCAAAGAUGCUGUUAUCUUACGUGUUAGGGGAAACAAGGGCUUUUGUGAGACUUGCAUGAGAACCAUAAUGUUAAUUGAACAGAAUGAACAGGGAAACAAUGUGGGACAAAUAGAUUUUGAUGACAGAAACAGCUGGGAGUAUCUCUUCAAGGACUACUACAUAGAUAUAAAAAAAAAACUAUCUCUCACAUUUGAUGAACUCACUCAAGCUAAAAACCCUUGGAAGGGAUCUGAUAUGCUUCUUUCUAAAGAGGAAUCACUGGAUGAAACUUUUGAUGCCACUAACGAUAGAGGAUCAGAUUCAGAUAGCUCCUAUGAGAAAGCAGAUUUGAGUCGUUCUAAAAGAAAAAAGGCCAAGAAACGGGGGAAGUCCCGUUCCAAAGAAGGAGAUGACAGCUCAGAGUGGGCUUCAAAAGAGCUUUUGGAGUUUGUUAUGCACAUGAGAAAUGGAGACAAAUCUGUUUUAUCUCAGUUCGAUGUGCAUACUCUUUUGCUAGAGUAUAUCAAAAGAAAUAAGCUUCGAGAUCCUCGCCGAAAAAGUCAGAUUAUUUGUGAUGCAAGACUUCAAAAUCUGUUUGGAAAACCAAAAGUGGGACAUUUUGAAACGUUAAAGCUUCUUGAAUCCCAUUUCCUUCUAAAAGAUGAUUCUCAGGCUGAAGAUCUGCAGGGAAGUGUUGUUGACACUGAAAUGAGUCAUUGGGAAGGUGAUGGCAAUCCCAAUUCAUAUACGAAAGCUGGCAAAGAUAAGAGACGAAAGAACCGUAAAAAGGGUGAUGAGAGAGGACUUCAAACUAAUGUUGAUGAUUAUGCAGCCAUUGAUAACCAUAAUAUUAAUUUAAUUUAUCUAAGACGUAACUUGGUGGAAGAUCUACUUGAAGAUACUGAGAAGUUCCAUGAUAAAGUUGUUGGUUCUUUUGUGAGAAUAAGAAUUUCUGGUAGUGGUCAGAAACAGGAUUUGUAUAGGUUGGUUCAGGUUGUAGGUACAUGCAAAGCAGCAGAGCCAUAUAAAGUUGGUAAAAGGAUGACAGAUAUCUUGCUAGAAAUCUUAAAUUUAAACAAGACUGAGAUUGUUUCAAUUGAUAUUAUCUCAAAUCAGGAGUUCACAGAGGAUGAAUGCAAGCGUCUCCGCCAAAGCAUAAAGUGUGGCCUCAUAAAUCGGCUAACUGUGGGUGACAUUCAGGACAAAGCAUUGGUGCUUCAGGAAGCUAGAGUAAAAGAUUGGCUAGAAACAGAGACAGUGCGGCUGAGUCAUCUUCGUGAUAGAGCUAGUGAAAAAGGACGCAGAAAAGAGCUCAGAGAAUGUGUAGAGAAAUUGCAGCUUUUGAAAACACCUGAAGAACGUCAACGCAGGUUGGAGGAAAUCCCAGAAAUACACGUAGAUCCAAACAUGGAUCCAAGUUAUGAGUCUGAAGAAGACGAAAAUGAAGUGGAUGAUAAAAGACAAGAAAACUACAUGAGACCUAGAGGGUCUACUGCAUUUGGAAGGAGGGGGAGAGAUAUUGUUUCUCCUAGAAGUGGUUCUAUUUCAAAUGAUUCUUGGAGUGGAACAAGGAAUUAUUCUAAUGUGAAUCAGGAACUAAGCAGAAAUUUGUCUAAUAAGGGAUUUUCAAUCAAAGGUGAUAAUGCUUCCAAUGCUAAUGAGGCACUAAAUGAUGCUCAAUUGCACCGGGGAAGAGAUCGGGAAUCACAACUAUCUAAUAGCUGGGAGAGGCAAAAGCAAUCUUCAACCUUGGAAAGUGGUGCUAAAAAUACCCAACCAUUGGUAGCAUCUGAGUCUUUCUCUGCUGCUGUAUCAGAAGCUUCUGCAGCACCAUCUUCAGCCGGAAUAACUCCUCCAGCUGUGAAAAUUAAUGAAACUGAAAAGAUGUGGCAUUACCAGGAUCCAUCUGGAAAAGUUCAGGGACCAUUUUCCAUCGUGCAACUACGCAAAUGGAGUAACACAGGAUACUUUCCUGCUGAUUUGAGGAUUUGGAGAACCACUGAGAAGCAAGAUGAUUCUAUACUCUUAACAGAUGCCUUGACAGGGAAUUUUUCUAAGGAACCAUCAAUGGUGGAUAAAGCUCAAUCGGUGCAUGAUUUACAUUACCCAUCAUCAUACUCUAGGAAGUCUCCACAACAAGGUAUAGAAGGUCAAGUUGGAGAAAGACUGUCAUUAGAUCAAAAUGGUGGAUCUUGGAAUUCACAUAGUACUCUGGGUUCUCCGGGACAAACCACAGGAGGAAGUUGGAGAUCUAAAGAUAAUAUGAACUCUUUAGCUAAUAGAACUUCUCCAUUGGCAGUUGAGGUCCCCAAGAACCCUGCAAAUGGCUGGGGUUCUGAUGCUGGUGUUAGGAAUGAUGCAACAAAUCUUCCUUCACCUACUCCCCAGACUACUCCUGGUGGUACUAUGGGGCUGGCUUUUGAAAAUAAAUGGUCACCAACACCUGUCCAGUUGCCUGGGUCUCUCUUAGGAAAUUCAUUCCCAGGCAGUCACGGAGGUUUGCAGGCCUCUGUGGCAGUGCACCCAGAGCAUGCUGUACAAAAUGCUGAAAAAGGCUCAAGUUCACAACCUGGCAUUAGUUCAGCUUCUACAGAUAAUACCAAGUUGCAUCCUCAAGCAACAGCGGUGGUACCUGUUGUGGCUUCAGGGGUUGACAUCAAAAUGGCAGGUGCAAAUAUGCAAAACCAGGUUGUGAGUAGCCAGAACUCUCAUGCUGAAGCUCAAGGGUGGGGUUCUGCUGGGGUUCCAAAGCCAGAACCACUGGCCUGGGGAGGUGCAUCUUCUCAAAGGAUAGAACCAAAUAAUCCUGCUACCAUGCCUUCCCAGCCAGCUUCCCAUGGCCCCUGGGGUGAUGCUUCAUCUGUGCCAACCACUGUCUCGUUUAACACUGGAAAUCCAACUGCGAGUUUACCCACACCCGGAUUUCUGGGCAUGACUGCACCUGAGCCUUGGAGACCACCGGCUUCAAGUAGUCAGUCAAACAUCGCAGCUCCAGCUCCACCCAAUAUGCCUUGGGGCAUGGGCAUGUCUGGAAAUCAGAAUAUGAACUGGGGUGGGGUUGUACCUGCCAACAUGAAUGUAAACUGGAUGCCUACGCAGGUGCCAGCACCUGGAAAUUCAAAUCCAGGAUGGGCUGCUCCUAGUCAGGGGCUACCUCCAGUGAAUGCAGGUGGCUGGGUUGGACCUGGUCAAGGACGUUCCCAUGUAAAUGCAAAUGCAGGUUGGGUUGGGCCUGGUCAGGGGCUAGCACCUGGAAAUGCCAAUCCUGGUUGGACUGCACCGGUUGGGAAUCCAGGCAUGUGGGGAAGUGAGCAAAGUCAUAAUGGAGACAGGUUCCCCAACCAUGGGGAUCGUGGUGCACAGGGUAGAGAUUCUGGUUACGGUGGUAAAUCUUGGAAUAGGCAGUCAUCAUUUGGCAGAGGAGGUUCUUCCAGGCCUCCUUUUGGGGGACAAAGAGUAGUCUGCAAGUAUUAUGAGAGUGGACGUUGCAGGAAGGGGACUUCUUGUGACUUUCUACACACUUAGUUGUAGGGCUAAUUACUUAGUGGCAGAGAAACAUCUCUUACUGUACAGUAUUUUCCAAUUUCAUGGCUAAACGUUGUAUAAGGAUGUGUCAUGUAUGUAGAACUUGUGCAUUGUAGUAUCUCGUUUAUUUAUCUUAAUUGUCUUUUGGGGCUUUGUUUUA